AUGGCUCACACGCGCAGUGAGGAAGCGCCAACGGAAGUUUUGAUUACGAUCGAUAUCGGAACAACCACGGUCAAGGCUUUUGUUUCCGAGAAUCCCGACUCCCCCGAUUCGAUCGACUACCCCUUGGAGUUCCGGUCGAGCGAUGAUGCGGACAGGAAGAAAACCACCACCGAACUGGAUACAACCCUAGCUUUUUCGGAAGACGGACAAAACUGCAUUUUCGGUCCCGAUGGCCUAUCGUACUCCGGGGCUCACAUCUUCCGGGACUGGAAACUCGGCGCCAUGGGCUUCGAACCGUACGCCCAUUCGCUAGCAAAGUCCUUUGAGUUGCUUCAAGCAUCAGCUCCACAACUAGGACCUGUCAAUCUUGCCAGCCUUUACCGGAAGCUUCUCUCACAUAUCUCGGAUACAGUCAAAGGGCAUCUCCACCAAAAGUACGGUGGUAACUUUGACGCGAUAAGAUGCUAUCUCACAUAUCCGGUCAGCUGCAGUGAGUCAUUGAGGCUUCUUCUUCUUCAAGAGCCUUCUGCUGUCGGAAUGGAAGUCGUGGGGGCCGUUUCGGAGGCCAUGGCGGCUGCCUAUUAUUUCGUCAAAUGCAAAAGAGGCAUCAAUCUGCCACGCGGCGCGAAACUAUUCAUUGACUUCGGUGGCGCCACUGUUGAUGGCGUGGUAGUAUAUGAGGAUAGCACGGGCCAGAUAAAGCAGGCAUGCCCCAGCCGUGGAUUUACCGGUGGAGGACAAAUGUUCAACCAAUUCGCACGCGACUGGCUUACGAAACAAUGCCCUGAUUGGAAUGCGCUGUACAGCGAUAUUCAAUGGACUCUCAACAUAUCUUCCCACAUCGAUCGAUUCAAACGCACAUUUAAUGGCAAAUCGAGCCACAACCUUUAUGAUGGAAAAGGCUGUAUCGUCACUAUCCCCUCGCAGAUCAUUGCAGAAUUUUUCGAGCCUUUAAUUGCUGGAGGCGUGGGGCUAGCCAAAGAACUGUGUAAGAGUGCGAUGUCUGCUGGUCACUUCGUUAGUGCUGUAGUGGUCUGCGGUGGUGUAGGGGGGAAUGGCUGGUUCUUUGAGGAGCUAUCCCGGAGAAUACUUGAUGAGACUGGCAUCGCAAUAUGCAGGCGAAUGCCGGAGUAG
Molecule: messenger RNA, 1134 nt
Organism: Penicillium nucicola
Lineage: Eukaryota; Fungi; Ascomycota; Eurotiomycetes; Eurotiales; Aspergillaceae
Exons: 4
Coding region: 1-1134 (377 amino acids)
Source: RefSeq, a predicted model, not a curated record